Molecule: messenger RNA, 1002 nt
Organism: Kluyveromyces lactis
Lineage: Eukaryota; Fungi; Ascomycota; Saccharomycetes; Saccharomycetales; Saccharomycetaceae
Gene: CIA1
Product: iron-sulfur cluster assembly protein CIA1
Exons: 1
Coding region: 1-1002 (333 amino acids)
Biological process (GO): iron-sulfur cluster assembly
Cellular component (GO): cytosolic [4Fe-4S] assembly targeting complex
Molecular function (GO): protein binding
Source: RefSeq, a predicted model, not a curated record
AUGGCUGGGUUGAAGUUAUUGAAGUCGCUUGCAUUGCAUGAUGAUAAGUGCUGGAGCGUCGACGUUAAUAAUGGUGGAAUUAUGGCAACUGGAAGUACCGACAGAAAGAUUAAACUAGUUGAUAUACGUUCUUUUCAAAUUAUCGAGGAAUUGGAUGAUACUGCACAUAAGAAGACUGUUAGAAGUGUUGCGUGGAGGCCUCAUUCUAAUAUCUUGGCUGCUGGUUCGUUUGAUUCCACUGUAUCGAUUUGGGGCAAGGACGAUGAUGGAUACAACGAUGAGAAUGAUCUGGAAACGGAGUUAUUAGCCAUUAUAGAGGGUCAUGAGAAUGAAAUUAAAUGUGUGGCAUGGUCUCAUGAUGGUGAAUUAUUAGCUACUUGUUCGAGGGAUAAGAGCGUUUGGAUUUGGGAAGCUGAUGAAAUGGGCGAAGAGUUCGAAUGUAUCAGUGUUCUACAAGAACAUUCACAAGAUGUAAAGCACGUAAUAUGGCAUCAAUCGCUUCCCUUAUUGGCAUCCAGUUCCUAUGAUGACACGGUGCGUAUUUGGAAGGAUUGUGAUGAUGAUUGGGAAUGUUGUGCUGUACUUAACGGGCAUGAAGGGACUGUGUGGUCUUCAGAUUUCGAGAAAUCUAAUUCCAACGUCAGGCUAUGCAGUGGUAGCGAUGAUGGGACCGUCAGAAUAUGGUGUCUCGAAGAUGAUAACGGAGAAUACGAGCAAGAAUGGAUCCAAGAAUCAAUUCUACCGAAGGCUCAUACAAGGGCAGUCUACAGUGUUAACUGGAGUCCUAAGGGGUAUAUUGCUAGUACCGGUUCUGACGGACGUCUAGUUAUAUACAAGGAAUCGGAAGAUGGCUGGAUAGUUGAGUGCAUUCACGAAUUAACACACGGAGUUUAUGAAACAAAUAUGGUGAAAUGGGUAGAGUAUGGCUCUAAAGAUGUCAUCUUAUUGAUAACUGCUGGUGACGACGGUCAUGUUAACGUAUGGAAAUUCGAUGAGAAUUAG